AUGUUGUUAUUGCAGAUUAUACUGCCAACCAAAGAGGCCUCCGCAUUAGCAGAUGAGAGAAAUUUUCAUGACAACUCUCCUGAGAUCCCUCUGGACUCGAUCCAGGUCCACCUGACUAAUGCGGAGUCGAAAUUUGUUAGUAUCUUGUCUGAUGCUGGUGACAUACUAGUGGAAGGAAAGGUAAAGGAUGAUAUUCCACAUCUCACCCCUGUGGGGUCUUUCACUGUGGAUGUAAGUCUUGAGGGAAACUUGAUACUCUGCAGGCAGGUCGACCAGCCGGGCAUGACUGGACAUACGAGGAGAAUACUUGGAGACGAGAAUGUGAAUAUCAACUUUAUGAGUGUGUGUAGAACUGCACCAAAGAAGCAGGCCAAAAUGGCCAUUGGUGUGGAUGAGAAACCUGACAAGGAAACGCUCAAGAUUGGCGAGGUACCAGCCAUCGAAGAAUUUGUGUUCCUUGGACUAUAG
This is a messenger RNA of Musa acuminata subsp. malaccensis (wild Malaysian banana), 468 nucleotides long. NCBI's taxonomy places the organism in Eukaryota, Viridiplantae, Streptophyta, Magnoliopsida, Zingiberales, Musaceae. The record is from RefSeq and is a predicted model, not a curated record.